This is a messenger RNA of Lachnellula hyalina, 6429 nucleotides long. It is a transcript of the gene mak1, whose product is annotated as Peroxide stress-activated histidine kinase. Gene Ontology annotation, molecular function: histidine phosphotransfer kinase activity; phosphorelay sensor kinase activity; protein binding. Lineage: Eukaryota; Fungi; Ascomycota; Leotiomycetes; Helotiales; Lachnaceae. The coding region runs from base 1 to 6429 and encodes 2142 amino acids. The record is from RefSeq and is a predicted model, not a curated record. The transcript is spliced from 2 exons. Gene Ontology annotation, biological process: protein autophosphorylation; phosphorelay signal transduction system.
AUGCCUACUCCCAAGUCGCCUCUAGAUAGACCAUCUUCUUCCCACCACCGAAGACCUGGCGGUUCGCGACGUUCCAGCAGCGAAAAGUCGGUGACCAAGCAUGGGAUGAAAUCUGGGCAGGCUGUCCAAGGCAACACGAAAGACUCCAUGUCCGAUCCAGUUUCUAGCGCUGCGAAAGCGCCAACCCCAACCCCAACCACAGCACAGACAUCGUCAGAUAAGAAGGACAAACGAAGCUACGAUGCCAAUACCGUGAGAUGGGCAGAAUCGCGUGCAGUUGUGGCCCCUGAAUCUUCAGGCGCAGAUGUACCACAGGCAGAGACGAUACGGGAUGAAAGAGGCGGGAACCACAAGGGAAGCGUUGGAUCGGGCGGGUCUGCAAUACCCAAAAACACCUCGAUCGAAGAGUUGGAACGCGUACGAGCCACUGUCAAUGCGCACAUUCAGUUGAACCAGCAGCGAGACAAAUUGUCACGCCAUCUAAGCGAAAGGGGGGAGCAACGCAAUGAUGCACCCCGGGCCACAGGUGGCAAAGCUCGAGUGUCUCCUAUAAAUGAGGAGACGGCCUUUGGAUCGCCAUCAAUAGAAGAGGCUUUCGCAAGCCCUCCUCCUCUGGGCCCAGAAACUACUUCAACUAGUUCGGCAGCGACCAUCCGCGGGGCAUCGACACCGGCAGCUGGAACGACUGCUAGAACACCAUCGUAUCCCUUCCCGUCAAUGCGAACACCGAGACAGUUUAGUUACACCGGCCACCGUCCCUUUACCGCGCUUUCUCCAACGGUCAAUCCUGCAAAUUAUGCUGGAGGCUCUUUCGAUAGGGUCCAACGUGAUUCCGUCAUGUCUGCCCCGAUAACGCCGGCGUCAACACUGAAUUUUCAACCGCCAGGGACAUCUCAGCUAAGGGAUCCAAACUUUGAGACUCCAAAUUUGUAUGAUAUAAGUCUAAGGCUCAUGUCAGAGCCCGGUUUAGAUUCCUGGUGGACCACUGUUGCCAAGAUCAUGAGCGACUCUUACAAGGCUGAUCGAGUGACUUUAACCAUUCCAGCCGAUCCUACGGAUGUCGAAAACGUGCCAUGGGCACAGAAAGCUACUUUCAACAUCAAUGAAGAGGAUGAUUUGAGCCUUGGGUACAUGGCACACGGAAGCAGUUUCUUGCCCAGUAGCGUUGAUACGAACGAAACCUCCAAUUCCGAAGAUGCCGGAGACUCACCACCUUUGCACUUACCUUCGAUUGAUUCCCUACGACCGGGCUUAUCGAGUAGACAUUCCUUCACUGCGUAUGAAGAUACUAAGCGCGAGCCGAUGCCCUUCUCUGAGGCAAGCAAGGGAAGUGCAGCACGUCCAACUAUAUCCAGAGCGAAGAGUUAUGCGACAACUCGACAUGACGUACCACCACGCACAGCUACACUCCAAAAUGCGAAGCUCAGUCUACAGUCUUUAGAGCAUCACUUAGAGUUCGAAGAUACCAAGUCCGCUGAGUGGGAGGAUUUCGAAGUGGCCCCCAGAGAGGUCCGAGGGAGAGUAUUUCCUGUGUUGCAAGCGCUGGAUUAUGAAGCGGAUCCACUGAUAGAUAAUGCUGGUGUUAUGAAAGUACUGGAUCGUGGAAAGGGUAUUGUCUUGACCCGUGAUUAUCCCUACAUUGAAAAGCAAGAAUCCGUGGAAGAAAAGAGUGGCGGAAGUGGGAGUGCAAGGCAGCACUCCCAACGGGGUAGGAAAUCGAGGACGUCACCCAACGAGCGGCCUAAGAGGGGCAAAACUCCCGAUCUAGGUACACGGCUUCAAUCUUUUCUUGGCAGUAAAGGCAAGCAUCCACAUACACGAAGCUUGAGCCGCAGUCAAACGAGUGACAAAGGCAGGAGUAUUCCAACUUCUGCUUCGUCACACACGCACGACCAAGAUGAUGAUGCAGUGCCUACAGCAAAAUAUGAGGAAUACGAGCAAGGACCACCAUCUCCGUGGUCACAAUCACCUGCGCCAUCACCUGCUGUCCGAGUUGAAACAGAUGAAAAUCCAUUCUUUGCCAACACGAGUAUAUAUGAGGACACCUUUGACCCAAAAAUGACAACUUCAAGAGAGUAUUCACAGUCAUCUCAGCUUGAAGCUAUUGGGAUCGAUAGGUCUUGGACAGUAUUACAUAUUCCUCUGAUGCACCCAUUGUUGUCAAAGCCCGUUCAUGCCUUUCGACUAGAUGCUGCGGCCAUGGAACAAAAGUCUGCAGGCCGAGGUAAGCCUACUGAUAAGAAAGAGAAGGAUAAACCCAAAGAGACGGAAUCUGUUUCAGAGAAGCAAACGCCAGUCGCGAUUCUAUCACUUUUAAGCCCUGUCAUUCCAUAUCCCUCGAACUUGAAACACUCCCUGGAUUUCCUUGCGCCACAUCUCGCAACGUCAUAUUCACUCUGCCGCCAUCACUCUAAUCUACAGACUGAGAUUGCUGGUCUUUCGAGAAAGGGUCCGCGACAGGCUGGCUUUGGUGCUGUCGUCUCUGGACGUCGUCAUUUGGACGAUCGAGUCAACUUUGCCCAGCCUGUAUCAUCACCAAUUGAUGAUGUUGGAUUACAGGUCUCCAGUGGCACUGGAGGUAGUAUCACGAGUCCGAGCGACUAUUCUGGGAUGUCGAGAAGUGCGGCCGGAUCGCCUGCGGCUACUCCGGGCUGGGAGCAGACUACUGUCGGCAUCCAUCGAGACAAGAGACACGGUGGGAGUCCAGGUAAUGCCACCGGAGAAAGUUAUUUUUCUUCGAGAAGUAGGCCGGCUCUGGGCCGUAUAGAUACCGGUUCUGCUAGUAGUGUUACUGGGGCACGGCCUUCCAAAGAAUCGUCUCCAGCAGACAAGAGGUCCCAUCAACACAAUCGAAGCAUCGAGGGGAUUCCCGAAACACACGCUUCUGACUCCAAAGAUAACAAUGAGCAAGGUGGCAAAUCAGAUCAAGAUGAGGUUCGGUCCUCGACUACAACGCCCAGGCAAGAGAUACGUAAGCACCCAGAGCGAUCUACCCGCGAGAUUCAUUCGGAAGCCUCUGAAGCGCGCGAGGCUAGUCCAUCUCGACACCAAGCCGAACCGCCAGCUUCUCCUCGCCGCCAGGCCGUACGAAUGGCCUCGAGUCAGUCAAUUAGAGUGGACCGACCUCACACCCAAUUGCAUUCUUAUGGAGCAGAUUUCAGCGCAACCUUUCAGUCCCUGCCGCCCACAACUUCUGUCCAACCAGCAAAACUCCAACCACCCCCCAAGGUACAACCUCGACCAGGGUUAGUGUCGACACCGACAGAUAUGCCGCCGCCUUCUGAUAGGGUCAAAGGACUUAUGCUUGAUUCAUUACCGGCUCAUGUUUUCGUGGCAAUGCCUCCCACUGGCGAAAUUGUUUGGGUCAAUAAUAGAUACUUGACAUACCGCGGUCAGACUGUCCAGGACCUAUACCAAGAUCCUUGGGCUAGCCUGCAUCCGGACGAGCGAGACGAAUAUCUUCAAGCUUGGACUCAUGCCGUUCGAUCAGGCGAACAAUUUUCCAAGCAGGUCCGUAUAAAACGGUUUGACGGAAAUUACCGCUGGUUUUACACAAGAGCUGUCGGUCAUCGGGAUCACCGAGGAGUGAUUGUCCAAUGGUAUGGCACACACAUGGACAUACAUGAUCAACAUCUCGCAGAGGUUAAAGCUGCGCGACAAGAAGAGAUUGAAGCUUCCGAGGCGAAGCACCGGCAACUUGCCAAUCUUAUACCACAAAUCACCUUCGCUGCCACUGAAGACGAGGGCAUCACAUUUGCAAAUGAACAGUGGCUAUCCUAUACAGGGCAAAGCUUUGAUGAUGCUCUGGGGUUGGGCUUUAUGGACUAUAUACAUCCGGAAGAUUUGGUCAAGUGCAAUAUUCCACGUGAACAACCACCAACCCCUCGGCAAGCACCAAAAAAGAAACCAGCUGAAAUUAGUCGCGUCUCAUCGCACUCAUCUUCUACUGGGCAGUCUUCUGGAAAAUCAUCACUUGUUUCGGAUGCACCAUCUGAGCCUACAGUCAAAGGAAUUCAUCAAUCUUUGUCCAGAAACAACAGCUCAAGUAGCGGAUCACUAUACGAGUUUCCUAUUGCCGAUUUAGCGGAGCUUGCAAGAACUGGCGUGAUCAAAGUCACCACAGAUAGUGAUGGGAGACAAUCGUAUGAGACGGAAGUACGACUCAGGUCCAAAACUGGCGACUAUCGCUGGCAUCUUGUGCGCUGCGUCGAGGUGGAGAACAUUGCCCUUGGCAGUGGUGAUGGGUCGUGGUUCGGCGCUUGUACAGACAUUCAUGGCCAUAAGCUUCUGGAGAAGACAUUGAAAGAGACUAUGGACAUCAAGGCAAGGUUUUUAAGUAACAUGUCGCACGAGAUCCGAACACCUCUGAUUGGCAUCUCUGGAAUGGUCAAUUUCUUGCAAGACACAACUCUCAACGACGAGCAAUCAGACUAUUGCCAGACCAUCAAAUCAAGCGCUGAUAGUCUUCUAAAUAUCAUUAAUGAUAUUUUAGAUCUAUCAAAGGUUGAUGCUGGCAUGAUGAAGCUGUCUUAUCAGUGGUUCCACACUCGCUCCUUGGUCGAAGAAGUAAAUGAGCUUUUGUACUCCCUUGCGAUUACCAAGCGCAUUGAGAUAAACUACAUGGUUGAUGCAGACGUCCCAGAAAUGGUCAAGGGAGAUAAGUUUCGCAUUCGGCAAGUCUUGUUGAACGUCGUUGGUAACGCGAUCAAGUUCACUACUGCUGGCGAGGUCUUCAGCCGCUGUAGAAUCUUCAAAGAUGCCUCUGUUGGAGAGAACGAAGUUAUGCUCGAAUAUUCCAUAAUCGAUACUGGCAGUGGCUUUACGGAAGAAGAAGCAGAGAUGAUCUUCAAGCCUUUCAGUCAAAUUGAUGGAAGCAGUACUCGUACGCAUGGUGGAACUGGCCUGGGACUUGUUAUAUCUAGACAGCUUGUUGAGCUACAUGGUGGCAAGAUGGAAGGCACUUCUGUUCCUGAGGAAGGCUCAACUUUUACCUUCACAGCAAAGUUUAGCUUGCCAACCGAAGAAGACCAUCCCGAGCCUCCAUCUACACCAAUGAUGAGCCGGGAUAUAUCAUCCCGAGCAUCUGUCCAAUCGUUAGCCUCAAAGGAUCCGGCUACUGCUGCUCAAGUUCUCAAACAAGCAAGCUCCAUUGGUGUAAUACCUGACGCUCAACUCACUCAAUCACCUGCGACUCUCAGCCCCAAAACAGAGUCGAGUAUCAACUCGCCAGCGGUAUCUUCUAGCAGCUCUGUGCCUUCGGUCCGCUCAAAUCGCUCGUAUGCUACUCAUAGGUCUUCUAGCUCUUCUGUCGCACAGAGUCUUGCUCACUUUAGUCAAGCUACGAGGCCUGGAUCUACCGAGCUUGCGCAAAUGAAGCUAGCGCUUCCUGAGAAGCAAUCCUCUACUUCUUCAGCGCCGGCCUGGGCACAGAUUGGAGCUGAACCAGGCGGUAUGACACCAACACCAACAAGUGGAGCUUCUAGACGAAAUAGCCCUUCUCUUUCUGGUCUUAAACAUUUCCGGCCGCCGAUGUAUUCGAUCCUGAUCAUCUGCCCGCAGAAACAUAGUCGUGAAGCCACGACUCAACACAUCGAGAUGACCUUACCCAAGGAUAUCCCUCAUCAAAUCACAGCUUUGGGAAGUGUAGCUGAAGCCCAAGAGAUGAUUGGUGGCGACGAUCCUGUGAUUUUCACACAUAUUGUCCUCAAUCUUGGAUUUAAUGAAGAGAUCGUGACACUAAUUGACAACAUCUUCGCAUCUGUCUCCCUGCCGCAAACAUCAGUCAUUGUCCUCUCCAACCCAGUCCAACGCCAAGAAAUUAUCAGGAUGGCUACUGAUUAUGAUUACGACCAACUGGCCAAAGAUAACCGCCUGACGUUUGUCUUCAAGCCUGUCAAGCCUUCCCGCUUUGCUGUCAUCUUCGAUCCCGACCAUGAGCGUAAUCUUAGCACUGACCGGAACCGCUCCACGGCGCAACAGCAAGUGGCAGACCAAAAACAGAGUUAUCUUGACGUGACACAGCGACUGGGAAACAAGGGUCUCAUGGUGCUUUUGGUGGAAGAUAAUUUGGUGAACCAAAAGGUCCUACUGAAAUUCCUCUCGAAGAUCGGUAUCGCAGUCGAAGUUGCUCUGGAUGGUGUCGAAUGCGUCAAUAUGGUUUUCUCACGCCCGCAUGAGUUCUACUCUCUCAUCCUGUGCGAUCUCCACAUGCCGAACAAGGACGGCUAUGAAACUUGCCGCGAGAUUCGAGCAUGGGAAAAAGAGAAUGGCCAUCCCCGAAUGCCGAUCAUCGCGCUCAGCGCAAAUGUGAUGGCGGACGUGAUGGAAAGAUGCGUACAAGCUGGGUUCAACAAUUAUGUGACGAAACCGGUAGAUUUCCAGGCGUUGAGUGGAACCAUGGGUGACUUACUUGAUCCGCUUUCUGGUUGA